Quercus lobata is the source of this 1586-nucleotide messenger RNA. RefSeq names its product UPF0481 protein At3g47200-like. The record is from RefSeq and is a predicted model, not a curated record. The transcript is spliced from 2 exons. NCBI's taxonomy places the organism in Eukaryota, Viridiplantae, Streptophyta, Magnoliopsida, Fagales, Fagaceae. The coding region runs from base 30 to 1466 and encodes 478 amino acids.
UAAUCAAUGUCUUUUGGAAAAGCUGACAGAUGCCUAGAGAGUCAAUCCAAACUGAACUAAAAAAAGUGGCUCUUGUCUUUGUUAAGGAAGACAACUUAGAGAUGGAACAAUCAGCUAGUAGGGAAAUUCAACUAGCAACUGCUUCAACAAAUAAUGAAGAUCAAAAUACUCAAAAGGAAGCAGACAUUUCAGGUGGAAAUGAAAAUAAAAAUGAUGACUUGGUAAUUGAAAUUAGCAAAAUAGUCAAAAGGACGGAAAUUGAUCAAUUAUUGAAAGAGUGUUGUAUCUACAAACUUCCAUGCUACCUUCGAAAAUGGAAUGAAGAAGCCUACACUCCUCAGGUUAUUUCAAUUGGCCCGUAUCACCACGAAAACCAAAGAUUGAAAGCCAUGGAAGAGCAUAAAGAGAGGUACUUCAGGAGUUUCAUGAAACGGAGUGAGAGAAGCUUGGAGUAUUUGGUAGGCACGGUAAGGGAAAUGGAAGGACGCAUUCGCAGGUGUUAUGAAGAGACUAUUGAUCUUACCAGCGAUAGCUUUGUGAAAAUGAUAUUGCUGGAUGCGUGCUUCAUUCUUGAGCUUUUAUUCCGACGUAGUUCAUUAAGUUUGACAAGUCAUGACGAUUCUAUGGUUGUGGAACCAAGGGCUGCUGCUGUGAAGGUUGACUUGCUAUUAUUUGAAAAUCAGCUUCCAUUCUUUGUUAUUAAGGAACUACAGCACCAUGCAUUUCCGUCUCUCUCCGAUGCAUUGUUUUUUAAGAAUAUUUUUUCCUACUUUGACGUGUUCACCGACAUUCAAUAUAGUCAGCCCAAGCCCAAUGCGGAAAUUGCACACUUCACCGAUCUUCUUAGAACCUUCAUGUUACCCUCACCCGAGGAGUUACCGGAAAGAAUCACUGAACAUCCGAAGCUUUUGUACUCAGCAACACAACUCCACAAGGCAGGAGUAAAGUUCCGGCUUGGUAAAAGUGAACGCUCUUUUGAAAUAAAAUUUGAAGAUGGUGUGUUGGAAAUCCCAAAAUUAGAAAUAGAGGGUGUGACGGAAGUUGUUAUCCGAAACGUUAUGGCAUUAGAACAAACUUGCCAUAUAGGAAGUGCGUACUUUACUGAUUACUUCAUCUUCAUGGAUUUUCUUAUCAAUUCCAGAAAAGAUGUGGAUUUACUUACCAAAAAAAAAAUCUUGGUCAAUUACCUAGGCGACAACAAUGCAGUAAUGUCCAUGAUUAACAAUCUCAACAAAGGAAUCGUAUCCGAAACGGCGAGAGUUGAUUACUGUAAUCUCUAUGAAGAAUUGAAUAGUUUCUAUGAGAAAUCUUGGCACCACUGGAAGGCAACAUUGAAAAGAGAAUAUUUUAGCACCCCUUGGAGGUUCGUUUCAACAGUGGCUGCUAUUAUUCCUCUGUUGCUCACUUUUAUGCAAACAGCAAGUUCUGUGAGAGAACUUCUAUUUUCACGACCUCACAUGGGUUAAAAGACUAAAUAAUUAUGAUGGCUGUUCCCCUGUUCGUUGGAAUUGACGUCGCCUAUGUGAAAUACCCAAAUUUUAUAUUUUGUUCUAUGUUAUUAUUUCUAAUGUAAUUGAUCUUGCCGA